This is a messenger RNA of Nothobranchius furzeri (turquoise killifish), 479 nucleotides long. Lineage: Eukaryota; Metazoa; Chordata; Actinopteri; Cyprinodontiformes; Nothobranchiidae. The record is from RefSeq and is a predicted model, not a curated record.
CUACUUUAGCCUUCUUCAGCGUUUUGACCGUCAGAAGUGAGGAGUCCAGAACGGGGAUCAGAGUGUUUGAUUCCAACGGGAACGCCAUCGGUGUCUCUAAAGCGGCAGGAAAAAAGGCCGUGUGGGAUACGGCGCUGUCCAGAGCGGUUCUGUUGGGAACAACCGCUGCUGUCCCCAUCCCGCUGAUUUUGCUUCUACGAAGAACGAGACUUUUCCAGAGGAACCCCCUGCUGGUCACUCCGUGCUUCUACGCCAGCAUCGCUCUGGUCUUCUGCCUGAUGAUUCCCGUCUCCUUCAGUUUGUUUCCUCAGCUGGGAACGAUAAACAGGGAGAAGGUGGAGGAUGAGCUGCAAGCUGAAGCGGUUGGAGGGGAGUUGUACUACCACAGAGGACUGUGAGGAGACGACAAACUCGCUUGAGUUCAUAUCUGAUGGAUUCUGUAUUUAUUUUUUAUUGGUAAUAAACUCUAGAAGAUAGAA